AUGUCAGAAAUAGAUACAAAUGAUAUAAAAAAAGAGAUGGAUAAUAAAAAUUAUAGGGAUCCUACAGAUAAUAAGGAAUUAUUAAAAUGGACUAAAAAAAAAAGAAAAAGAUCAAAUGAUUCAAUGCAUAUUAAUAAUUUUUACAGAUAUAAUCCACCAAAUUUUAAAUUAUUAGCAAGUAAAUACCCAACCUUUGAUAAAUAUAUAAUAAAUAAAACGGAAAAAAUUUAUAAUAUAGAUUGGAAGGAUUCAAAUGCAACUAAAGAAUUAACAAGAGUAUUACUUGAUCAUGAUUUUGGUUUAAGAAUUGAAUUACCUGAUAAUUAUCUUUGCCCAACUUUAACUUUAAGAAUUAAUUAUUUAUAUUGGAUUUCUGAUCAAUUAAAAAAUUUAAAAAUAAUAUUAAAUGAUAAUGAUAAUGAUAAUAAAAUAAUAAAAGGAAUUGAUAUAGGUACUGGUACUUCAUGUAUAUUUCCACUAUUAGGUGCAAAGUUAUUUAAUAAUUGGUCAUUCAUUGGAAUUGAUAUAGAUGAUAAAGUAUUAGAAUAUGCUCAAAAUAAUAUUACUAUAAAUUCUCUAAAUUCAAAAAUAACAUUAUUUAAAAAUGAAAAGAAUAGUGAUAUAUUAUUAAAAUUAUUAAAUUAUAAAGAGGGGAGUAAUACUUUUAAUUCUAGUAAUGAUGAUCAUCAAGAUAAUCAUGAUGAUGAUGAUGAUGAUGAGGAAUACUUUGCAGAUUUUUGUUUAUGUAAUCCACCAUUUUUUAAAGAUUUAAAUGAAAAUAAUAAUAAUAAAAAUAAUAAUCCAAAAUCAAAUUGUACAGGAUCAGUAAAUGAAAUGGUUACAGAUGGCGGGGAAUUUGAAUUUGUAAAAAGAAUAAUUAAAGAAUCAUUUCAAUUGAAAUGUAAAAUUCGAUUUUAUACAACAAUGAUUGGUAGAAAAGUUAACCUAAAUCCAUUAAUCAAUAUAUUAAUUAAACAAUAUUAUUUACCAAAAAAUCAAAUACAAACUACUGAAUUAGUUCAAGGUAAUACAUCAAGAUGGGUAUUAUCUUGGUACUUUUUAAAUAAAUCUACAAAUUUAGAAACUAAAGAAAAUAAUAAUAUUAAUAAUAAUAAUAAUAAUAAUAAUAAUAAUAAUAUUAAUAAUAAUAAUCAAUUUUUAACAAGAAUGGAGAGAAGAAAAUUAUAUAGAGAGGGGAUAACAUUGAAUUUGGAUAGUGAUGAUAAUAAUAAUAAUAAUAAUAAUAAUAAUAAUAAUAAUAAUAAUAAUAAUAAUAAUAAUAAUAAUAAUAAUAAUAAUAAUAAUAAAAUUGUAGAAAUUAUAAAAUUAAUAUUAGAUAAUAAUGAUAUAAUUUAUAAAACAGAUGAAAAUAAUAUAAAAUAUGAAUGCAAAUAUUUAUUAAAUAAUGUUAUAGUUGGUUCAUCAAUUAAAUUGGAUAGAGAUAUUGAAUUUUUAUUUACAAUUUUUAUAGAUUUAACUACAAGAUUGAUAUUGUUUAAACCAAUUGACCCCAAAAUUAAUAAUAAUAAUAAUAAUAAUAAUAAUAAUAAUAAUAAUAAUAAUAAUAAUAAUAAUAAUAAUAAUAAUAAUAAUAAUAAUAAUAAUAAAAAUAAUAAUAAUAGUUGUGAUGGAGAAAUUAUUAAUUCAAAUUUAUUUUUUAUUUUAAAAUUUUUGGAAAAUAUUAAAAAUGAAAUUAAAUUAAAAUAA
Messenger RNA from Dictyostelium discoideum AX4, 1707 nucleotides. RefSeq lists its product as hypothetical. The coding region runs from base 1 to 1707 and encodes 568 amino acids. Lineage: Eukaryota; Evosea; Eumycetozoa; Dictyosteliales; Dictyosteliaceae. Gene Ontology annotation, molecular function: methyltransferase activity; nucleic acid binding; U6 snRNA (adenine(43)-N6)-methyltransferase activity. The record is from RefSeq and is a predicted model, not a curated record. The transcript has 3 exons.